Messenger RNA from Penicillium canescens, 1413 nucleotides. RefSeq names its product putative exopolyphosphatase. Bases 1 to 1413 code for a protein of 470 amino acids. The transcript has a single exon. Gene Ontology annotation, cellular component: cytoplasm. Gene Ontology annotation, molecular function: exopolyphosphatase activity. The record is from RefSeq and is a predicted model, not a curated record. Lineage: Eukaryota; Fungi; Ascomycota; Eurotiomycetes; Eurotiales; Aspergillaceae.
AUGACUCUCCUCCAGUUCCUGCGACAGGCGCGCCAGCUGCACCGCCAGUUCCUCUCGGGUGCUUUAUCCGAAUCUCCAAUCUACGUGAUCGGCAAUCCUUCAGCUGACCUCGACUCUAUUGUUUCGGCGAUCAUUUAUUCCUUCUGCGCGAACAACCGCCUCCCACUCAAAGCCCCACGACCUCAUAUUCCCCUGCUCAAUCUUCCCAACGUGCUUGCAGGCCCGGAGUUAUAUCGGCUACGACCAGAGUUUGCAACUGCAUUAUGGCUAUCGACCAAUUUUCCCGCAUUGAGAGCCGAGGAGCAAUUUGAGAACGCCCAAGGCUCGGCGGGAAAUCUCCUCGGCUUGCAUCUCGUGACAGUUGCAGAUUUUGCGCAAAACCUGCAAGAGCAAAAUAUCUUCAAACAGCUCCUUGCUGAAGCGACUCUCGUCGAUUGGAAUGCCUUUCCAAUUCCUUCCGACACAGACAAGGGAUCUGGCUCACUACCUGGUUUGCCAGGUGUCACCUUCCGAGCCGUGGGAUGCAUCGACCACCACGUCGAUGAAAAAUUCAUGCCAAGUACCGAAUCACUACCAGAGAACCAGCCGCUAAUCAUUCAACCCGGUCCCGGUUCCUGCGCAUCCCUUAUCACGAGGGAACUUCAGAACCGGACGCUGAUGGGCGACGGGCAAGCAAUCUCAGCAGAGAUGGUGCAAGUAGCGAAACUCGCUCUUUCGGCGGUAUUGAUCGAUACAUCAAAUCUCACUGCCGAGGGCAAGGUCACUGAUGUGGACCGCGAGGCUGUCAAGACCCUGCAAUCUCAGAUCGGAGGACAAUUGGAGGCAGCAAAGGUUCCACAAGACAACUGGAAUCUGCAGGCUUUCUACGAGGGUGUUCUUAAUGCUAAGCAGAAUAGUCUCGAUCUCUUGAAUUUGGAUGAAGUCCUCGAUCGGGAUUAUAAGGACUGGACUGAGACUUCCCAGUCUUCUGGGAAAACUGUUAAGAUGGGAUUUUGUUCUUCUGUUAAGCCUAUCCGAUGGGUUGUGCAGAAGGCGGGUACACCAGAGAAAUUCCUGGAUGCUGUACGCUCGUUUGCGGCUACAGCGGAGAAGGAGCUAGAUAUUGUUGUUGUUAUGACGGCCUUUACGGCAGCUGAUGGCUCGUUCUGUCGUGAGCUGUUUGUCUGCGUGGUUCGUGAAAAUGAGUCUGCCCUUGAGGGUGUCAAGGCUUUUGUUGAACAGACCACUUCCCGACUCGAGCUUGUCGAGUGGUCUCCGUUGGACGGCGAGAAUAUCUCCGAGCUAGGAGAUGUGUGUUCUGCUCUGAAUGGGUCAGAUACACCCUUUUGGAGAAGGUUAUGGAUCCAGAAGAAUGCUGCUGGGAGUAGAAAGCAGGUUGCGCCGUUGCUUAGGACGGCAGUAUCUAAAUUGUAA